Messenger RNA from Acomys russatus (golden spiny mouse), 1236 nucleotides. RefSeq names its product NSF attachment protein beta (gene Napb). The record is from RefSeq and is a predicted model, not a curated record. The coding region runs from base 13 to 909 and encodes 298 amino acids. Gene Ontology annotation, molecular function: soluble NSF attachment protein activity; syntaxin binding. NCBI's taxonomy places the organism in Eukaryota, Metazoa, Chordata, Mammalia, Rodentia, Muridae. Gene Ontology annotation, cellular component: vacuolar membrane; terminal bouton; synaptobrevin 2-SNAP-25-syntaxin-1a complex. Gene Ontology annotation, biological process: intracellular protein transport; synaptic transmission, glutamatergic; SNARE complex disassembly. The transcript has 11 exons.
UUUGGCGGCGACAUGGACAACGCUGGGAAAGAGCGAGAAGCGGUCCAGCUUAUGGCGGAGGCCGAGAAGCGUGUGAAGGCUUCCCACUCCUUCCUCCGAGGGUUGUUCGGAGGAAACACGAGAAUAGAAGAGGCCUGUGAAAUGUAUACCAGAGCUGCAAAUAUGUUCAAGAUGGCCAAGAACUGGAGUGCUGCAGGAAAUGCAUUUUGUCAAGCCGCCAAACUCCACAUGCAGCUUCAGAGCAAACACGACUCGGCUACCAGCUUUGUGGAUGCUGGGAAUGCUUACAAGAAGGCGGACCCUCAAGAGGCUAUCAACUGCUUAAACGCAGCCAUCGACAUUUACACAGACAUGGGAAGGUUUACAAUCGCAGCCAAGCAUCACAUCACCAUUGCUGAGAUCUAUGAGACUGAGCUUGUGGACAUUGAGAAGGCUAUUGCACAUUAUGAACAAUCUGCUGAUUAUUACAAAGGAGAGGAAUCUAACAGCUCUGCUAACAAGUGUCUGCUGAAGGUGGCAGCCUACGCUGCACAGCUGGAGCAGUACCAGAAAGCCAUCGAGAUCUACGAGCAGGUAGGAACAAACACUAUGGAUAACCCCUUGCUGAAGUACAGUGCGAAGGAUUACUUCUUCAAGGCAGCGCUCUGUCACUUUAUAGUGGAUGAGCUGAAUGCCAAGCUUGCUCUUGAAAAAUAUGAGGAAAUGUUUCCAGCAUUUACUGACUCCAGAGAAUGCAAAUUAUUGAAAAAACUUCUAGAAGCUCAUGAAGAACAGAACAGUGAAGCUUACACUGAAGCAGUGAAGGAGUUUGACUCAAUAUCCCGCUUGGAUCAGUGGCUGACCACCAUGUUGCUUCGUAUCAAGAAGUCUAUCCAAGGGGAUGGAGAAGGAGAUGGAGACCUCAAGUGAAGCGUUGACAUCUUUGUGGCAUGCAGCUCGUUCUUUUUAGUUUUGUCCUCGGGCAAGACUGUCUUUCUGGGAUGCCCAUUUACUGACUUAGUUUUGUUGUAAAUAAGCCACACAGUUUAUGUAUUGUUUUAGCUCGCCAUGUCUGUGCCACUGUGAGAAUGGGAGGCAUCUAUUCAGUUUGUGGUUAUGACAACCAAAGCAUAUCAUGCUUAUCCGAGUCCUCAGCUUUCUGAGAAGUACUGCCGAAUCCUAGUCCUAUUCUUUUGACGUUUUCAAGGCCUGUGUUUAAUGUUGCCACAUGUUUUGUGUUUUCUUUUUUCUCGAACU